GGAUACUUCAAUAAUACAUCUUCUUUCAAAUUCACUUUUCUCCUCGACAACAACAACAACCUCAUCAACACGAUACAUGCGUCCCUUCGCCCCCCAAUUGACCCGCACCAUCGCCAAUCCAACCCUCACCGCCGCCCGCUCCGCCCCCAUCACCGCCUUCCGCUUCAACCCCACCAGCUUCACCUUCACCCCCAAAUCCGCCAUGUCGUCCACCACCUCGUCUUCCCAAUACGGCGAGCUCAAAGUCGAAAACACCAAUAUCAACACCGCGCCCGGCGUCGACCUCACCUCCACCCAAAAGACCCUCCUCGGCUCCGUCCUCGACCUCUUCGCCGGCCGCCCCUCCCUCGCCAAACUCCAACUCUGGACCGACGACGCCACCUUCACCGAUCCCAUCACCAUCGCCGAAGGCCGCAAACAAUACGAGCCGCAGUGGUACGGAUUGCAGAAAGCUUUCUCCGAGAUUGAGCGCAAGAGCCAUGAGGUGACAUCCGGAGGGAACCCGAUCGAGAUGGACAUGACGACGAGAUAUGUCGUCAAGGGCAUCAACAAGGAGCAGACCAUUUCGAGUAAGGUGAAAGUGCACCUCGAUGCUGCCGGGGAGAAGAUUGUCAAGGUGGAGGACUUGUGGAACGGAGAUAUGGACAAGGACAGUUCGUUCAAGAAUGCUCUUCGCAAGGUCAACGCCAACACGGUUCCUCUCGCCGUCAAGGUGCCGAAGAACGCAGAGGAGGACGCCAAGAUGGGUAACCAGUAGAGUGGACUGAGGAGAUAUCUAUGGACUCCGACCAGUCCGUAGCAGCGAAGAUUUGACACGAUCAAACGCAUGCCAUCCGCAGCUAGCUCCUGUAUCCUCACGAAUUCAUGAUCGAUACUCAACACGAGUGUCUUAGCCAAGCUCUUUCAUCCACGUCAAGUCGACCAUUUGACCAUCCCAUCUCACCCGGCAGCACCUCACCCACCAUCCUUCUUCU
This is a messenger RNA of Zymoseptoria tritici IPO323, 974 nucleotides long. RefSeq lists its product as uncharacterized. The record is from RefSeq and is a predicted model, not a curated record. NCBI's taxonomy places the organism in Eukaryota, Fungi, Ascomycota, Dothideomycetes, Mycosphaerellales, Mycosphaerellaceae. The transcript is spliced from 2 exons. Bases 77 to 757 code for a protein of 226 amino acids.